Rhododendron vialii is the source of this 2124-nucleotide messenger RNA. RefSeq lists its product as uncharacterized. The record is from RefSeq and is a predicted model, not a curated record. Bases 1047 to 1562 code for a protein of 171 amino acids. The transcript has 2 exons. NCBI's taxonomy places the organism in Eukaryota, Viridiplantae, Streptophyta, Magnoliopsida, Ericales, Ericaceae.
AUCAAUUCUCCCUCACUUUAGGGGAAAAGAAAAGAAAAACCCAUAAAUUCUACCCCUGUAAAAUACUCCACCACUACUAGGUACGUACCUGGAAAUUGUAAAGUUGACGUGCCAAUAGCGCAUUUGUUCAUAGUUGGAGUACCAUCAAUCAUCAGCUUUCACAUCCUCACUCACUCACUCACUCUCUCUCUCUCUCUCUCUCUCUCUUGUUCACCAGAUCCCGAUCCAGAAGAAGCUAAGGGUAAAGUUUCUGUAUUUGGCACAUGAAUCAGUGCGUCAUGAAGAACUGCAGCUAUGUUCUUGGUCCGAAAUGGAAGCACUUUUUCGUGUCAUAGCACUUGCUUAUAAAUUCAUCUACACAGUCGUCUUUCCAACGGAAGUGGCAAGCCAUGUGCGACGAGUUUAGCCAAUUCCCGACCCUCAUAACUUACUUGAGGGAAACAUGGUUUAAGGCCGUACAAAGAGCGGUUUGUUUCAGCAUGGACAGAUACAUGUAUGUAUCUUGGAAGCAAUUAAAGUCAAAGUUAUAAUCACUUUAUAACUUUACUAUUUCAAUUUUGUGUAUUUCACUACUACACUAAGGAAUACUUUUUGAUACUUUCCUAUUUAAACACAGUGCAUUAUUCUAUUAUAGGGCACAGUCUGCACAUGCGAGGCUAAAGCUAUAUUUGGGGGAUACUAUGUCAUCGCGACAAACAUCUUUUGAUAAAAUAGAAAAUAUGUUAAUUGAAAAAUCAGUUCGGGGAAAUUAAGAACGAUGGAGAAAUUAAGAAGUCAUUCGAGAAAUCUAUGAACAUUCCACGCCACAAACAAUUACGUGACGACAUUUUUGAUCAAGUAUGGUGUCGUAGUUCAUUAGAGGCAAUGAAGUUCAUAUAUGUUCAGCUAGAAAGCGCUUUAGAAGUAUCCCCCACAUAGCCGGCUAUUGCAACUGUACGAUCAAAAUCACACGCGGAUUGUCAUGCAUACACGAUCUUGCAUAUUAUCGUUCCAUUUCCACUCCAGUUCCGCUAUGGAGUAUCCACGCUGAUUAGAUUAGGUUAUCUAUGCACGCAAACGAGUUUAAUGACAAGGGAACACGACCAGAUAGGACAUCUCAGGUUGUUGAGAUAUUAGAUGAAAUGGAUCCGUGUAUGCGAGAGCAUAUCAUAGGCAAGUUUAUCAAUAUGACAGAUCCAUCUCAUAGCACAGUUCGACCUCCAUCGUACAACACAGAACAUAGAGGUCGACCUGUAGGUAGAGAUGAGCAAAGUACACGUCGCAUACCUUCUUUUUCAGAAACAUCCACUUCAGGAUCAAGGACUGCAACAUCGCAAGUGAGAGGGAGAGGGAGACGUGGGAGGGGGUCGGGGGUUCGCAACACUCAACCAACCCAUUCUCAAUCUUUAGUUCCACCCAUCCCUGAUCGCUACAUUCAGCGAUUACCUCAGGCUUAUCAGCGUUAUAUUUCCCACACUGUUGACGUCAAAGGUGACGGUCAUUGUGGAUUCAGGGCGAUAACUGCACAAAUUGGGUAUAGUGAAAAUGAUUGGAAUCGAGUACGAGAGGAGCUUAUUGAAUAGAUUUGACAAAAUUAUGCUCUAUACAGUGUGAUUUAUCCAGCACAUGAUUGGGCAAACCAUCUACUACACUACUAGAUUGCUUUGAGCCUAGGGCACCAAUGGCACAUUGGAUGGAGUCGAUGACUUUGGGAGUUGUCAUCGCAACAGGGUACAAUCUUGUACUGCAUACAUUUGAGGUGAAUGCUAUCAGUUAUUUUACUCACUUGCCAUUGAGGUCCCCUCAAGUUCCAAUUGAAGACCACCGGGAAAUUGCUAUUGCCCGUUUUGACUAUCACUUCGUGCAAGUUUUCUUAGAACCUCAUUACCCUGUUCCCCCUUUCCCUACAUGGUGGUGGGAGCAUGUAUCGAACGAAGCUACAGGAUGGGCUGCUAGUUAUGGAACACGUAUGCAAUUGUGGUACGAAGUAAUGGGUACAAGCGCGCUAGAAGCAGAAUUUGGAGGAAAUAUUAAUUAGAAUUUAUGUUUUUAUGUAUUUUCAUGUAUUGACAAUAUGUACUCAAUUUUAUUUAAAUUUAUUAUUUUUAAUUAGAAGUUAUUUUUAUUAUUCAUUAUUAAGACAAA